AUGGCGGGACUGGGAUCUGCAGCCCGGCGGCCCGGAGUCCUUCUGCUCCUGCUGUGUAUCGCCCACCCCUCGCAGCCUGGAGGGGUCCCGGGGGCUGUUCCUGGUGGAGUUCCCGGAGGCGUCUAUUACCCAGGUGCUGGUCUCGGAGGUCUGGGAGGAGGAGCUCUGGGACCUGGAGGCAAACCGCCCAAGCCAGGUGCUGGUGGGCUCGCAGGCGGUGGCCCUGGGGCAGGGCUCGGGGCCUUUCCAGCAGGCACCUACCCAGGGGUUCUGGUGCCCGGUGGAGUGGCGGGUGCUGCCGCGGCCUAUAAAGCUGCCAAGGCUGGGGCUGGGCUUGGCGGUGUCGGCGGCCUUGGUGGCGUCGGCGACCUUGGUGGCGCGGUGGUGCCUCAGGUCGGAGCCGGAGUCGGAGUUGGAGUCGGAGCCGGAGCGAAGCCCGGGAAGGUGCCCGGUGUGGGGCUGCCCGGUGUAUACCCAGGUGGAGUGCUCCCAGGAGCUCGGUUCCCGGGUGUAGGGGUGCUCCCUGGGGUUCCCACCGGAACCGGAGUCAAGGCCAAGACCCCAGGUGGAGGCGGAGCUUUCGCCGGAAUCCCAGGAGUCGGACCCUUUGGGGGCCAGCAGCCUGGCGUCCCGCUGGGGUACCCCAUCAAGGCACCCAAGCUGCCAGGUGGCUAUGGACUGCCCUACAGCACUGGGAAACUGCCCUACGGCUAUGGGCCCGGAGGAGUGGCUGGUGCCGGGGGCAAGGCUGGGUACCCGACGGGGACAGGAGUUGGUGCGCAGGCUGCAGCAGCAGCAGCAGCUAAAGCAGCAAAGUAUGGUGCGGGAGGAGCCGGGGUUCUCCCCGGUGUUGGAGGCGGCGGCAUUCCCGGCGGGGCCGGCGCAAUUCCUGGGAUCGGAGGCAUCGCAGGGGCAGGGGCGCCGGCCGCUGCGGCAAAGGCUGCCGCGAAGGCAGCUAAGUUCGGAGCUGCUGGAGGCUUGGUGCCCGGUGGACCAGGCUUUGGCGGCCCAGGAGUUGGGGUCCCAGGUGUUGGGGUCCCAGGUGUUGGAAUCCCAGGUGUUGGAAUCCCAGGUGUGGGUGGACCAGGAGCUGUGUCACCAGCUGCAGCUGCUAAAGCAGCCAAAUACGGGGCCAGAGCCGGAGUGGGUGUUGGAGGCAUUCCCACUUUUGGGGUCGGGGUCGGUGCUGGGGGCUUUCCUGGUUACGGUAUUGGAGCUGGAGCCGGAGGUGUUCCUGGAGCUGCCCUUUCCCCUGCAGCCCAGGCAGCAGCCGCGGCCAAGGCAGCCAAGUACGGAGCAGGGACCCCAGCCGCUGCAGCCGCCAAAGCUGCCGCCAAAGCCGCCCAGUUUGGGUUAGGCCCCGGUAUUGGCGUGGGUCCUGGCAUUGGCGUGGGCCCCGGCAUUGGCAUUGGCCUCGGUGGUGUUACAGGAGCAGGGGCCCCCGAUGCAGCCAAAGCUGCGGCUAAAGCCGCCGCCAAAGCCCAGUACCGGGCUGCAGCUGGGCUCCCUGUUGGCGUUCCCGGCUUUGGGGCUGGUGCUGGUGUUCCCGGAUUCGGAGUUGGUGCCGGCAUUCCGGGAUUUGGAGCUGGUGUUGGUGUUCCUGGCUUUGGGGCAGUACCUGGAACCCUGGCUGCAGCUAAAGCCGCCAAAUAUGGUGAGUGCACCCCACACACUGCCCCCUGGGUGGGAGGGCCCGGGGCUCUCGGAGGAGUAGGUGUCCCAGGUGGUGUGGCAGGAGCCGGACCUGCGGUCUCAGCCGCUGCUGCCAAAGCUGCCGCCAAAGCCGCGCAGUAUGGCCUCGGGGGAGCCGGACCCCUGGGAAUCGGGGGGCUCGGAGUCGGAGGAGCCAUCCCAGGGGUUGGGGGCUUUGGAGGUGUGCCCCCGGCCGCAGCUGCUAAAGCAGCCAAAUAUGGAGUUGCAGCACGACCUGGCUUCGGACUGUCCCCUAUUUACCCAGGUGGUGCAGCCGGGGGCCUGGGCAUCGGUGGCAAACCUCCUAAGCCCUUUGGAGGGGCCCUGGGAGCCCUGGGAUACCAAGGUGGGGCCUGCCUGGGGAAAUCCUGUGGCCGGAAGAGAAAGUGAGCUUCCCAGGACCCCUGACUCGCGACCUCAUCAACGUUGGUGCUACUGCUUGGUGGAGAAUGUAAACCCCUUGUGACCCCUCCCCCAUCCCCC
Molecule: messenger RNA, 2175 nt
Organism: Odobenus rosmarus divergens (Pacific walrus)
Lineage: Eukaryota; Metazoa; Chordata; Mammalia; Carnivora; Odobenidae
Gene: ELN
Exons: 34
Coding region: 1-2082 (693 amino acids)
Molecular function (GO): extracellular matrix structural constituent
Source: RefSeq, a predicted model, not a curated record